This is a messenger RNA of Schistocerca gregaria, 1768 nucleotides long. RefSeq names its product odorant receptor 43a-like. Gene Ontology annotation, molecular function: odorant binding; olfactory receptor activity. Gene Ontology annotation, cellular component: plasma membrane. Gene Ontology annotation, biological process: sensory perception of smell; detection of chemical stimulus involved in sensory perception of smell. NCBI's taxonomy places the organism in Eukaryota, Metazoa, Arthropoda, Insecta, Orthoptera, Acrididae. The transcript has 7 exons. Bases 1 to 1188 code for a protein of 395 amino acids. The record is from RefSeq and is a predicted model, not a curated record.
AUGGCGCAGCGCCUGCAGGUGCUGAUCAUGGCGGCGACGGCUGAGUCACCUGUGGCACUACUGGGGCGCAACGCAUCUAUGCUGCGACUGCUGGGGUUGUAUCAACAAAAAAGUGACGGCAGUAAAGUCAAAGCCGCUCUUCUCUCCGCUUUCUCUCUCAUCUUUCUCCUGUAUCACCCGGUCUUUGCUGCCUUGAAGCUCUACAUGGACCCUCCAGAAGACCUAGUGGAUUCUGCAUUGUGCUCAUUUGCUUUCAUUAUCAGCGAUGGUGUUUUUAUAAAGGUGUCGACGAUGGUGGCCUCCGUCGGCUGGCUGGCGGCCCCUCUCGUGUCCCGCGCGCUGCUCGCAGCCGCAGGCGAGUCUGCGGAAGUCCCGCGGAAGCUGCCGCUGCCGGUCUGGCUGCCCCUGGACGUGGAGGCGUCGCCCACUUACGAGAUGCUCUACAUCAUAGAGGGCUACUGCGUCAUUCUCAGCGGGCUCGUCACCCUCUGCACAGACGUCCUCUUCAUCAGGCUCAUGCUCAUGGUCACCGCCGAGCUUCACGUUCUGAACCACAAUGUUGCGACUAUGGCAAAGCGGCGUGAGGAAGUUUCAGAUGAACGACAUAAUUAUGGUCAUCAACAAAAUACUGAAGUCCAGGACUCCUACAUCGUAGGUAGAGCACUUCAAAUGGCAGAAUCAUUCUGUGAAGAUGGCUCUGACAACCAGUUGUACCAACAACUAGUGACCAACGUUCGCCAUCAUCUGAUCAUCCUCAGAACUGUGGACCUGCUGGAGGCAGCAAUGAGCAAAUCGAUUAUAAUUCUCCUCUUCGUUAACAUGGGCGCCUUAUGUUCUAAUCUCCUCGUUGUCGGUGUGCUGUUGCAGUCCGGUGGAGGAGUGACGCAACCACUGACUCUGACCGCCAUGAUACCCUUCCUGCUGUACCAGACUGGCAUGUUCUGCGUCUUCGGGCAGAUGGUAACCGACCAGAGCGAGGAACUGCUGAUCUCUGCAUUCAGAUGCGGAUGGAACGAGAGUGACGACCGCUUUAGACGGAGCCUGCUGAUCUUCAUGGCGAUGGUGAAUCGACCUCUGGAGAUCACUGUUGGGAAAACCUGCAAACUCUCCAGAGAGAUGUUCCUGCAGGUGCUGAACGGAUCGUACACAUUGUUCAACAUGUUUUAUCAAGUUCACAGUACUUCGUGAAAUAUUGGCUCUGGCUAUGUUUUAGAAGGAGUCAACUCUUCAGUUCAUAAUUCAGUAAACCACUGCAAUUCCACGUCAAACCACGACUAUGAAUUUGUUGUAGUUAGUAAUAGAUUUCAUGCUUCACUGGUAUAUGUACUUCACUCGAUGGAAUGAUGUUCAGACAAAUUUCUGAAAUUAAGUUUUGUAAUCAGUAGCAGGAAAUUAAAUACAUUUUGAAAAAGCUCAUUUAUGUUAAGUUCUUUGGGUCAUGAAAUAAGUUACCAAAACUUAAUUUUAAAUGUGUGUGGUUGCAGCACAUACAGUUUGUUAUUAUUAGUUGUCCAUAGUGAUGAAUUUGGCGCAGUUGUUCCUUCGUAGAUAAUAAAUUUACUUACAAGAUGUGGAACGAACAUAAAAAUCACAACUGAACGUUCAUUUAAGAGCAAAAGUAUCUUGUCCAGUAUGGUCCAGAAUUGACACAUUUUCCUCGGUAUUUGUGAGUUGCUUGACAAUGAAAGCUAUUAUUUUGUCGAAUAUAUAUUCAACACGGUAAAGAGUCUCCCGCUCUCUUUUUCUUACCGACACUGAUAUUAUCAGU